This is a messenger RNA of Drosophila subpulchrella, 722 nucleotides long. RefSeq lists its product as uncharacterized. The record is from RefSeq and is a predicted model, not a curated record. The transcript is spliced from 3 exons. Bases 44 to 616 code for a protein of 190 amino acids. NCBI's taxonomy places the organism in Eukaryota, Metazoa, Arthropoda, Insecta, Diptera, Drosophilidae.
AAUAAUCGUCAGUCGUCAGCGGAAAUCCAUCGAGAACAGAACUAUGCAUAUUCCCCGUCUGUGGAUUAGGGCAUCGGUCCUCCUCGGCAUCGCCCUGCUGCUCUAUGUCUUUGUUUUCUCCAGCGGCUAUCAGAAGUACCAGAUCGAGGGCAUUAUCAAGCGGAGCGAACCGGAAAAGGUCUGGGAGUAUGUUGCUGAUUUCAACAAGAUGCGGCUGCUAAACCCCACUAUCAUCAACUUCAAGAUCCUUGCGGAUCACGGACACGCCCACGACUGGCGCUAUACGGUGGAGUACACAGAAAGACUCUCCCAUUGGCCCUACUGGAAAAAUACGGCAACGGGCAGAUACGUGGUCACAAAGACCUUGCCCGGAGUGUCUCCCGUGGCCUAUGUCAUCAAUUCCACCCAUCAGACCUGCUUCUUUGGCGGAUUCUAUUGCCUGCAAUCGCUUAGUGAAUUUACAUUCAGAAAAUCUAAUGGUGAUACCCAUGCCCAGGAAAAUAUUAAGUUUCAGUGCCCUUCACUUUUGGUCUCUAUGUGCCGGCGGGAGCUGGAGUUCCAGCGCCAGGCGGUAAUGCACAACUUAACAAUAAUAUUCGGAAAACAGAGAGUAUAAAAAUCAAAACAUCAGUGAAAAACGGUAUAUGUGCAAAAAUUAAAUUAAAUAACCUAUCAAUUUAAGAGCAAAAUAAAAAGCUUAAAAAACAGGAAGUGUCCUGCAG